AAAUAGAAGUGCGUCUGCUUGCGCGUAAAAUUAUUUAUAAACGUAUUAAAUAUCUUUCCUAUGUGGAGGAAUUGUUCUGCUGAUAUUGGACGUUUUUGCUUUAUUUCGGUGCCGGUAAGUGUCUCAGAUUAGUGUGGCUGAGUGUGGUUGUGUGUGUGGCGUGAGUGAGUUUGAGGAUGAACUCCAUUGACGCGCAGCUCCAUCACACCGCUUCGCCCACCGUCAGUCCGCUCCAACCGCUGUCCAAGAGCGCGCACGACGCGCCAGAAAUGGCUGUUUACUGCGAUAACUUCAGCGUGUACCACCAGCAAAGUUUACCGGGCGGACAGCGACCGUCUGCCGGAUACGGACUGGGAGAAUACACGGCCUCGCCCAACCCUUACCUGUGGCUCAAUGGCCCCGGUGUUAACUCCUCACCAUCCUACCUGCACCACGGAAACAACCCGUCGUCUUUCAUGCCCCCUUCUUACGGUGCUCAACGGCAGUUCCUCUCCAACUCACCCGGUUUCGCGGGCCCAGACCUCGGAUGGCUCUCCAUUGCUAGUCAGGAGGAGCUACUGAAGCUCGUGCGCCCGCCAUACUCCUAUUCUGCGCUAAUUGCCAUGGCGAUCCAGAACGCGCACGAGAAGAAGCUGACGCUCAGUCAAAUAUAUCAAUACGUGGCGGAGAACUUCCCCUUCUACAAGAAAAGCAAGGCCGGCUGGCAGAACUCUAUCCGGCACAACCUCUCCCUCAAUGACUGCUUCAAGAAGGUGCCGAGAGACGAGGACGAUCCGGGUAAAGGAAACUACUGGACAUUGGACCCAAACUGUGAGAAGAUGUUUGACAACGGAAACUUCCGCAGAAAACGGAAACGCAGAUCUGACACCAGCGCAGGAGCAACUGGGAGCACCAAAACCGAGGAUGGGCGACCUCUUCCUGGAAUCAAGAGCCCCGAAAGCCCGCACCUUAUCGGGCCAUCAUCCCCAGAGAUGGAAACGGCCAAUGAACCCCAUAAGAGCUCAUCUCCUCCCAGUCUUGGCGCAGCCCCAUGCUUCAAUAACUUCUUCAACAGCAUGUCGAGCCUUGCAACUAUGCCUCCCGGUAGACAAGGCUCUCUCGGGCUGGUAAAUGAGAUCUCGAGUCGGCACAUUACUGCGCUGAACCCCUAUCACGCCAGCGCAGCUCCAGAAACUGGAACAAGCACGGAGCAUCCCGACAACGCACACGUGAACCGCGGAGUGUACUACAAUUCUUUCCCAAGCGCUAGUGGCGGCGGAGGAGCGGGACACAGCACACAGUUUAACGGGCACUUCUAUAACAGCUUUAGUGUCAACAGUCUCAUAUACCCCCGCGAUGGCACGGAGCUAUAA
Molecule: messenger RNA, 1352 nt
Organism: Clupea harengus (Atlantic herring)
Lineage: Eukaryota; Metazoa; Chordata; Actinopteri; Clupeiformes; Clupeidae
Gene: foxi2
Product: forkhead box I2
Biological process (GO): cell differentiation; anatomical structure morphogenesis; regulation of transcription by RNA polymerase II
Molecular function (GO): DNA-binding transcription factor activity, RNA polymerase II-specific; RNA polymerase II cis-regulatory region sequence-specific DNA binding
Source: RefSeq, a predicted model, not a curated record